Dendronephthya gigantea is the source of this 2072-nucleotide messenger RNA. Its product is annotated as hydroxyacid oxidase 1-like. The record is from RefSeq and is a predicted model, not a curated record. The transcript is spliced from 6 exons. NCBI's taxonomy places the organism in Eukaryota, Metazoa, Cnidaria, Anthozoa, Malacalcyonacea, Nephtheidae. Gene Ontology annotation, molecular function: oxidoreductase activity; FMN binding. The coding region runs from base 76 to 1173 and encodes 365 amino acids.
UACGCUUGAAGCAAAGCUUUUUGCAGUCCGAAGUGGUCGUUAUCUAUCAAAAAUAACUUGAAUUACCUUUACGAAAUGGAAAGCGUCACAAUGAAUAAUGAACCUAUUUGCAUUAGCGAUUUUGAAAUGCUCGCCAAAGAGCGGUUACCAAAGGCCGUAUUCGACUAUUAUGCUUCCGCCGCGAAUGACAAACAGACACUGUUUAAAUCUACUGCAGCCUUUAAACGACUCAGACUUUUGCCACGAAUUCUACGCAAUGUGUCUUCCGUUGACAUGUCAACAUCGAUCCUUGGUGAGAAAAUUGAUGUGCCAUUUUGUAUCGCACCAACCGCCAUGCACAAACUUGCACAUCCUGAUGGCGAAAUUGGAACUGCAAAAGCCAGUUCUCGCAUUGGGACAUGUAUGACUCUGAGUUCCUGGUCAUUUACAAGUCUUGAAGACGUCGCCGCCAACACCGAAGGAUUAAAAUGGUUCCAUACGGACAUCUUAGUGGAUCGAAAUGCUAUGGCAAGCGUCAUAAGACGUGCUGAAGCUUCUGGUUAUAAAGCAAUCGUAUUAACCGCUGACAUGCCGAUCUGUGGUAAACGACACAAUGAUAUUCGUUGUCAGUUUACCGUACCACCGCUCCCAAAUUUUAAAAAGGUAUUCGAAUCCAGGAAUAUGACAAAAGUCGGUCCUUCCAAUAUAGACGAAGUUCAUGAUCCAUCAGCAACAUGGGACACGGUCAUUCCUUGGUUGAAGUCUAUUACAUCAUUAUCAGUGGUAAUGAAAGGCAUAUUGACCGGCGAAGAUGCAAAACUCGCUGUAAAAUACGGUGUUGAUGGUAUCAUUGUUUCAAAUCACGGGGGUCGGCAGCUAAAUGGUGUUCCCGCGACGAUUGAAGUCUUACCGUCAAUAGUGUCAGCCGUCGGUCAUGACAUCGAAGUGUAUCUGGACGGUGGUAUCAGGUUUGGUUCAGAUAUUUUCAAAGCAUUGGCUUUAGGAGCGAGAGCGGUCUUCAUCGGGCGACCGAUCUUAUGGGGUCUUGCCCAUCAGGGUGAAGAAGGAGUGUAUAGAGUUUUACAGAUUUUCAAAGAGGAGCUUAAAAUCACAAUGGCACUUUGUGGGUGUGCAAGCUUGGGAGAUAUUGUGAAAGAAAUGGUGGUUCGUGAAUCAUGCAUUGUACCAAUCUAAACUGUAAAUUUAACAAUUUACCAAGUGAAACACUGCAUCUAAAUAGAAUAAUGAUUCCAUUAAAAUACACAAACCAUCGUCGAAAUGAGCGCGGGAAAAGCAGCAUUGCAUAAAACAUUCCGUAGUUUUGGCACAUUGAGAGGAAUUUCCCGAGCACAAAUUAUUACCAAACUCUCGUUGGAAGAUAAAGACUUAUAUUAUAAGGGAGCAUUUGUGUAGAAAUAUCCUUACCUUCUAUAGCGAGUCACAUGCAAGGUUAGUGAAAUUUAGGCGUGGCAUCGAUAAAUGGGAGGGAGGCACAUAUUCAUAUAUUCAUGUUACCAGACUUCAAAGAUAAUCGAUUUGAAAAGAAAAUGAUCGUUCGGAAAAUGAAUAUUAAAUGUGGCCUAAUGCAUAGUUUAAAGUGCGCUGAUGAUGAAGUGCAUGCGUUGAUUUUAUUGCACCUCGAAAUUUAGUACAAGGGCAUUUCAUUGAGCUUCACUCAAGUUAUUAAGGUGUGUACGACUGCAUGUAAUAUGGUCUUGCUUAUUACUUGCUAAUUAUUUCUGUAUUAUGCAUGUUAACCUGUCCUAUAUAAAUAACCGUAUAGCUCACACACAUAUAUUUUCCAGCGUACCUUUAGUAACAGUUCUAUGCCACGCUGUCCAACCAUUCUUCUUCUUGUUAGUUACAUCAGCGCCGUUUGAACUAGACAUUUUACCAUUUCCAGCGUACCUUUAGUAACAGCUCUAUGCAACGCUGUCCAACCAUUCUUUUUCUUGUUAUUUACAUCAACGCCCAUUUCAGCAAGAAAUUUGACCGUUUCAAGCGAACAUUCAGCAACAGCAGUGUGCAGCGCUGUACAUCCGUAUGCAUCCUUGACAUUUACAUUGGCGCCCUUUUCUGCAAGAUAUUUUGCC